AUGGACUUGGCUAAUAAACUUUAUCUUCUUCUUAUAGCUUUUCGUGGUUUUGGUGGUCCACAAGGUCUUUUUGGUUGUGAAACAAUUGUUGAACAUGUUGCUACAUAUCUUAAAAUGGAUCCACUUAUUAUUCGUCGUUUAAAUAUGUAUAAAGAAGGAGAUUUAACACAUUUUGGUCAACCAAUAGAACGAUGGAAUAUACCUCGAUUAAUGGAUGAACUUACCGAAUCAAGUGAUUUUAUUCAACGACAAAAAAAUAUUGAAGAAUUUAAUAAAUUACAUAAAUAUAGAAAACGUGGUAUAGCUAUUCUUCCAACAAAAUUUGGUAUUUCAUUUACAGCUAAAUUUCUUAAUCAAGCAGGUGCUUUAGUUCAUAUAUAUAAAGAUGGUUCUGUAUUAAUCAGCCAUGGAGGUACGGAAAUGGGUCAAGGUCUUCAUACAAAAAUGGUAUCCGUAGCUGCUGAAGUUUUAGGUUGUAAUGUUAAUCGUGUACGUAUAAGUGAAACAGCUACAGAUAAAGUAGCUAAUACAAGUCCAACAGCAGCAUCAGCUUCAUCAGAUUUAAAUGGUAUGGCUAUACGUAUAGCAUGUGAACAAAUACGUGAACGUUUAAAUAAACUUCUUGUUGAUGAUGAUGUCAAUCUUUCAUGGGAAAAUUUGGUUAAAAAAGCAUAUUUUUCACGUAUUGAUUUAUGUGCACAUGGUUAUUAUGCAACACCAGAACCAGUAGGUGGAGAUUUUCCAAACAAUCGAGCAAAUUUUAAUUAUUUUACACAAGGUGCUGCAACAGUUGAAGUUGAAUUAGAUACAUUAACAGGUGAUUGGCAUAUGUUACGUACUGAUAUUCUUAUGGAUGUUGGUACAUCACUUAAUCCUCAAAUUGAUAUUGGUCAAAUUGAAGGUGCUUUUAUACAAGGUGUUGGUUUAUUUACAAUGGAAGAACUUAUUUGGGGUGAUCAUAAAAAAUAUCCAUGGACAAAAGCAGGUGCUUUAUUUACUCGUGGACCAGGUACAUAUAAAAUUCCAUCAUUUAAUGAUGUUCCAAUUGAUAUGCGUGUUGAACUUCUUUCUAAUGCACCGAAUCCUCGAGCUAUUUAUUCAUCAAAAGCUAUUGGUGAACCACCACUUUUUCUUGGUGCUGCAGUAUUUUUUGCACUGAAAAAUGCUUGUAAAGCUUAUCGAGAACAACAAGGUUAUUCAGAAUAUUUUGUAUUAAAUUCACCAGCUACAGUUGAACGACUUCGUAUGGCAUGUGCUGAUGAAUUUACUGAACGUGCAUGUAUUGAUAAACAUGAAAUAUUUCAAGCUCGUGGUUCUUAUUAA
This is a messenger RNA of Rotaria sp. Silwood1, 1323 nucleotides long. The record is from the annotation of a GenBank genome assembly. Lineage: Eukaryota; Metazoa; Rotifera; Eurotatoria; Philodinida; Philodinidae.